Penicillium riverlandense is the source of this 2520-nucleotide messenger RNA. RefSeq names its product Zn(II)2Cys6 transcription factor domain-containing protein. Gene Ontology annotation, molecular function: zinc ion binding; DNA-binding transcription factor activity, RNA polymerase II-specific. The coding region runs from base 1 to 2520 and encodes 839 amino acids. The record is from RefSeq and is a predicted model, not a curated record. Gene Ontology annotation, biological process: regulation of DNA-templated transcription. NCBI's taxonomy places the organism in Eukaryota, Fungi, Ascomycota, Eurotiomycetes, Eurotiales, Aspergillaceae. The transcript is spliced from 2 exons.
AUGGAGUCACUCUCACCGUACGACUCGCAUCAUUGGGGCUGGCCACUUGGCCAUGAAGAGGAUGAUUGCAAUCUAUCGGCCAAUCCGGUGGCACCCUUUUAUGGUCUCGGUCACAUUGAUUUCCGCGACCUAGCGGCGGUAGCAUGCGAUAGUACCUACCAGAGCUUUGUCGACACACAUGGCGUGAUUGACGAGUUUCUCCCCAACUUCACUCCGCCAGGAACAGAUUGGACAGGACAGCAGCCUCCUUCACUGGAGGAGUUGGAGCUGUCCUGGCCCCCGGAUUACCCUGUUCCCCAGUUUCCCCCCUCACCUCCUCUGGCUAUCAUCGAUAACCACGGCAACGCUCAACUUAAUGGGUUAACAAAUUCAAUCACUUGCGAAUCCCACAUCCAGGAUUCAAGCCCAAAGGGCAAGUAUUCCAUGGUCAGACGACGCCCACGCCGACAAAAUCACUCCUGCGAUCCAUGUCGCUCAUCGAAAAAGGCCUGCGACUUGGCUCGGGGCAUUUCUGCCCGCAACCGCAAGGCUGUCGAUUCCUGUUCAGGCUGCAAAUUACGCGGCAUCGAUUGCACCGUGUCUUGGCUCGCAAGUAAGCAACUUGUGCGUCAAGCAAAUGGGAGUCCCGAUACAAAUUGUCCGGCCACUGAAACCAGCACAUGUGGCGUGAACCAUUCCGUGUAUGGGUCUCUGGGAUCCCUAUCAACUAUAGAGGCAGAUCUCUCAAGGAGACUAGUGGCUGACGGAACAUGUUCGCAAAAAUUCAACCUUUUUCUCGAUAUUUCGGACUCGUUUCUUUCACACUGCCUCCUUCAAGGAAGCAUGCCUCCACCGUACAAUUUCGGCGUGGCAGCUUAUGAUACGCUAAGCACAAGCACUCAGCUAUCCGCAUAUAUUGAGAAGACAGAGAGGUGGGUUGCUAGCUGCUGGCAGGAUCCUAUCUACCAGACGUCGCUGCCUCUAGCCCCUGGACCAAACAUAUUUCGCACUGUCAGUGCCCUCGACGCAAUAUUUGCCCCUACAUCUUUGUCAUCACGAGAUGCGUCCAUCACAGAGACCUACAAAUGGGUUGCUAUUGCAACAGCAGCUCAGUUAGCGAACUGUAAAGAAGGGGAGGAUGGCCUAUCAAAUGACACAGCAACUCGGUCGCGAAAUCGAGACAUUGCUUUGGCUACGUGGAGGAAGGCCAAGGAGAUGGUAUUCAAAAAUAUUGCAGCUACAGGGUCGUUCCGACUAGCGCUAUCGCUUAUGUUCUUUGGUGAUCUUACUCCUCCGCAUGGUGGCAGCACCGCUGAAGAAGAUAAGGAGGAUAGGGGCUUUGCCUUUUGUGAAGGAAUCAGGCGCUUAAAAACGCUCUGCUCUCGAGCACGCAACGACAUCAAAGCCCAGAAAGACCCUUGCUCAACGUCACGCUCGACUGCCGCCACUACUAGCAGAAGACAACAUCAUAUCCAGAAUCUGCCGCCUGAAGUAUCUCAAUUGAUUCUGGAGUUGACCGGGGCAGUCGAAUGGUUGGUUUCCUUAUACAAUGCUAUCGCAAUCUGCACGUCAUACGGGAGGAUUUGCGCAUUUCCCCCUGAAGCGGAGAAUGGUGAAACAAACGGUUCGCCUGGUUCUGAAUUUUCAGCGCCAGGAAGUAUCGUAGAGGAUGAUACCUUGCCGCUUUUGUCGGCUUCGCCAUAUCAGCGAGACAUUGAGGACUCGAUCCUGACGCGUGCGAGACAGAGCGGGUCGUCAUUCAUUGAGUUCUGCCAGAUCAAUUUCCAUAAAAAUGAUGCUGUACUUUUUGCUGGGAGGUUACCAGUGUCCCUUUCUAUUCUUAUUUGGAGAUCUUUGGCCAGCUUUACAAUCGAUGCCGAAGCAGUCAAAACGGAAGAAGAAAAGGCCAACUAUACCAGCAUUGCUCGACGGCUUAUCGCCAUGACUACUCUCAUCGAGAUCUGGGAGACUCAUUUCGGAACAAUGGACCAAACACCAAGACUUUAUCUUGAACAGUCACAUCGCGAAGUCUGGAAAAUGUCCGCAUUUUGCUCUAUGGACACUGAUCUUGCGAUACUGCUCUUCUACGAUAUCGCUAAAAGGCUUGAGACAAACCUCAUGCAACUACCAUCGACCACCGCGAAAGAACGACUAUACAAUUUACUUCAAUCGACAAGAGUAUGUCGCUCAAAGCAACGGCUAAGGAGUGCCAUGCAAAUAGCUAUUGUCUCCUCCACAUGUCAGGGGCCGGCCUCACCCAACGCUGAACCCCUCCGUCAGGGUGGUCCCCCAACAUAUGGACGAUAUAUGUGUGCGCACCCGUCACCUUGGAUGAUGAUUCAGGGACACACUCUUGCUUCACAAGCGUUUUCGGACGAAAUGAACAAUCCGACAACGCCACCCAGCACCAAACAGGCCUCUGAGAUGACAGCGGGCUUGAACAUAUGUCUUCGCGGACUAUUAGGUCUUCGAGACAACUUAUUCAUCGGCCCAGGCAUGGGCCAGGGCAAUGAUAGAAUCAUGAGCGAGCAUUGGAAGUAA